GUACAAGAGAAAUUUCGUCACAAUAAUCAAUUUCUUUAUUUAGCCCCUUGGAGAUAGCUGAUUAGAGUGAACCGGGAAGAAAGAAGAAGAAGCUUUAAAUCUUGCUAAAAUCAAGAUCCAUUGCUAGUUUUCUGGGAAAAGAUCUGCUGAUGGAAUUUCCAACUAAGCUUGUUAAGAAAGCUGAUCGCACUCCAACUAAUGCUGUGAAUUUUCUCCUGAUGGAACUGGGUGACUGGUGGAACUUGUCAGAAAGUCAAGAUGAAGAUGAAAAAGAAGCACACAAACAAAUUCAUAUUCUCAAAGUAGAAUUAAGAUUGUUGAAAACGUUUCUGAUAUACGUUGGAAGUUGGAAUGAUCUUCAUAAAGAUGUUGGUCUGUUGCUGCAGUCUCUAGUCCAGGAUCUUGAAGCUGCAUUCAUGGAGGCAAGUACAGAUUUUAGAUCUCCUCCUGCGAAUGAAAUUCAAAGAAGUGUCGAGUACUUGUAUCCUGUAAUUUCUAAGUGGCAACAAAAGUUCAAGCUUUUCGGGCCACUGAUUAAAGCAGCUUAUGAUCAUGUUUCAUCCAAGCACGAGCUCUGUUCAUCUCAAUGCCAGUCUCCUUUGGUUUCUUACUCUCCCCUGAGUAAUUAUGUUCUCUGGAAUGAAUUCUCUGGCUCUCUACUGGAUAAUCUGGUAGAUCUGUCUAGAGAGGACACAUUUCAUGUGCAUAUCAAGCCGCACAUCCAAGUCAUGGCCAAGAUGAUAAGAAACCUAAGGGUCUUUAUGGCGAUAGAGCAGUGGAAUGCUAACCAACAAGAAUAUAGACACCGCUUGGCUCAUUUUGGAGCAAUACUUGUCCAAACAGCAUAUAUUUCUUAUGUGUGCUGGAUUGAUGGCUUGGAUGAAAACUUGAAAAAUGAGAUGAUUCCUAAGCUUGUUGACCUACUGAAAAAGCUAAAGCCUAAUGCUUCUCAAGUUACAAGGAUAUGCUUCAAGUUACUGGAGGAUCACAAAUACAAUUGUAGAGAGUUUGUCCGAUUUCUCAUUCCUCAGAAGAAUCAGCUUCUGACUCUUCAAAAAGGGCUCGAAUACCUAAUAAUGUUGGUCAUCCAGCCACCAUCUUUUUAUAAAGACAAUGAUGUAAAGCUGCUUUCAAUGGAUAUUAUAGAAAUGGUUAGCGAGCUUGGAUCUUUCAGUUACUUAUUUCAUGCAAAGGAAACAGUAGCAGAUCUCGCUAAGGAUGCUUAUCCUCUACUUUUUAGGUUGCUCGAAAAGAUGGAGCUUCUCAAUGCAGAGCUGUUCCUCAUCGAGUUGCUACAGCCCGGAAUAAUGGAGGAGUCUUUAGUGAAGAAACGAAUUAAUUCUUUCCAUGAUGGACUGAAUUUUUUGCAGAUUUUUCUAGGAGAUGAUGGCACGAAAAUUCCUCAGCCCAUAUGGACAAAUAUUGGAUCUCUAGCUAGGGAUGCUGGUAAUGUAUAUCUCGAAUUUCUGCGCAAGUCAGUAACCAAAGACAAGCCCACCUUUGAGCUUCUCAAGUCGCUUGAGAGGAUUAAACUUUUCAAGAUGGAGAUACUUUUGCACGAGCUUCUAAACAGUCGUCCAAAUAUGAUGGUCGAUGUGUACAAUCAAACACAAACCCUUUACAAGGGGCUGACAGUCCUCAGAACUUUUCUUAUGGGUCCACUGGAGGAGGAUGGUAAAUUGAUCUUGGCACAUGUUGAAUUAGUGGUAAGGGACGUAAUAUCAGUUUUUUGCUCAGUUGAUGCCAAUAAAGUCACAGAAGACAUGGCAACGAAUCUUGUUCUUUUGCUUCCAGAGUUGGUAGAAAAGAUUGAGCCUGUCAAUGCAGGGAUAAAAAAGAUUUAUCUAUGACAAGACGUCGAGCCUGUGCAAU
Molecule: messenger RNA, 1872 nt
Organism: Coffea arabica (coffee)
Lineage: Eukaryota; Viridiplantae; Streptophyta; Magnoliopsida; Gentianales; Rubiaceae
Source: RefSeq, a predicted model, not a curated record